AUUACUGAAUCAAAACUCUCUUUCACCGGAAAAAAUUCAAUGGGCAACUCCUCGUCGAUGCUGACUCAGUACGAUAUCGAAGAAGUACAACAACAUUGUAACAACGCGUUUCCGCAGCAGGAGAUCGUUUCUCUGUACGAGAGAUUCUGCCAGUUGGAUCGAAAAGGCGGCGGUUUCGUCUCCUCCGAGGAGUUCUUGUCCGUGCCUGAGUUUGCUGUUAAUCCUCUCUCUCAGAGAUUGUUGAGGAUGGUAGAUGGAUUGAAUUUCAAGGAUUUUGUAGCGUUUUUGUCUGCAUUUAGUCCUCGUGCUACUUUGCAACAAAAAAUCGAAUUUAUAUUCAAGGUGUAUGAUUCAGAUGGCAAUGGGAAAGUUACCUUUAAUGACAUGUUGGAUGUUUUGCAUGAUUUGACUGGCCAAUUCAUAUCUGAAAAGCAGAGUAAGCAAGUUUUGACUCAAGUUCUUGAGGAAGCGGGUUACGCUAAGGAGUCCCUGUUAGUUCUGUCAGACUUUGUAAAGAUUCUCGGAAGCUCCGGUUUGAAGAUGGAAGUUGAGGUUCCGGUGGACUAAACUGCUGGUAACCAUUCUAUACUACCGUGAUUUCCUAGCAUUGCCAACUCAUCUC
This is a messenger RNA of Hibiscus syriacus, 622 nucleotides long. RefSeq names its product calcineurin subunit B-like. The coding region runs from base 40 to 567 and encodes 175 amino acids. Gene Ontology annotation, molecular function: calcium ion binding. NCBI's taxonomy places the organism in Eukaryota, Viridiplantae, Streptophyta, Magnoliopsida, Malvales, Malvaceae. The record is from RefSeq and is a predicted model, not a curated record. The transcript is spliced from 6 exons.